Molecule: messenger RNA, 781 nt
Organism: Culicoides brevitarsis
Lineage: Eukaryota; Metazoa; Arthropoda; Insecta; Diptera; Ceratopogonidae
Product: sperm-associated antigen 7
Exons: 5
Coding region: 86-748 (220 amino acids)
Molecular function (GO): nucleic acid binding
Source: RefSeq, a predicted model, not a curated record
UGUAGAAGGGCAAUAUUGAAUAUUUAUCAUAUUUAAAGAAUUUUCUCUAUUUUUGUUGUUCAAAUAUUCCAUAUAAAUAAUACAAAUGGAUCUUUUAGGGUCAAUACUUGACUCUAUGGAUAAGCCACCAUCUAGAGAUGAAAAGAAAAAAGAACAGAUAAAGAAGCAACGAGAACAAGAAGAGCAAAUAAAGAAUAAACAGAGAAAAGAAUUAGAACGGUUUCGGAAGUACGCUGAAGAAAGAAUUUCUAGAUUUUUAAACGACGAACGUAAACAUUUGCAAUUUCAACCACUUGAUAGAGCAUAUCGCAGCAUAAUACACGAUAUAGCUGAAACUAGCAAACUAGUUACAAUGGGAUUCGGAGUUGAUGGAAUCGAUCGUUAUAUUGUGGUCUACAAAAAGGAGCACUUCCCACCUUCAGAUGAUGAAAUCACAGCAAGGAAAAAUGGAGAAGACUGGAAUGAGGAAACAAGUAGAAAAUACGCUAUUGAAAGAGAACUAAAUAGUAGAUUGGAUGAAGAGCAACCUCGAACAGAACAAGAUAUUGUGCCGUCUUUCAAUUAUAAAGACAAGUAUGUACAUUUAAUAGGACAAGAAGUAGCAUUAGAAGCAGCGAAGUUGACCGUUUCUAACAAAACUUACGGUUAUGUUCCUAGCGCAAAUAAAAAAGAUCAACGGUCGAUUGAGCAGACGAUGGCGGACAUUCAAGCAAAGAAAAAACAAAAAACACAACAUGAUAAUAUAUGAAAAGAAAAAAUGUUUUAAAUUUUUUAAAAGAAA